GGGGGGGGGGGGCUUGUUAAUGGUGCAGCAGGCAUGUGUCCUGUGCUGACAUCCACAACAAAACGUGGGAGAGAUAAGGGAGUGUGGUUGAAGGGGGGCUAGAUAACGUUGCACUGCAGGACUCAAAGGACACAUUGUCCCUCACUCCCGGACAUCCAUCCAUCCAUCCAUCCAUCCAUCGUAGCGCUCGUUUCCAAACGGCUUUUAUCUUAACCACACAGCUCCAGGUGCUCUGUUCCCACAAUGCACCGGGGCUCUGUGGUACAGCCAACGCCCGCGCUGACCACCCCGUUGCCCUCUAAUGAGAUCAGCGAAUCAGCACAUUGCACACGGGACGCAUUGACGACCCGGCGUGGAACCAACUAGGUGUUGCUGUGAAUGUUAUCCGGCCGAUGCAGAACCUUUGUGAAGCACAAUGGUUGCGUGCAGUUUGCAACGGCAACCCCUUACCGGGUUGUAUCGCAUUUAAAGACUAUUUUAUCGUAGCGGGCGCGAGCUUGUUCCCUUGGCGUACCCUGUGUAGACGCUCACCCGGGGCAUGGACCGGUUAGGGUCGGUGGCAUGUGUGACUGAAGAGGCACGUGUUCAGUGGAUAUCUACUAACCAGGGGGUGGCACCAUGUGAGACAACGGUUGACCUGCUUGACACUCUCUCACUUAUCACUGUCAAUCAGUCCCAAGAAAACGUAUGCAAAGUUAGCCUCUGGCAAUGACGCGUGAAGCAAAAGGUGUAUGUGUAGAGGUCGCAAACUUAAAUCGCUGACCUGUUUCACUCGAUGACGCAUCAGAAACGACUGUGCGGCGGUCUGGACGGUAGUAGACCAGCACCAUCUGGUGGCCGAAGACCAUAAUAUACUCUAUUGAGUUCUGUGUCUAAACAAGCAAGUGAGAAUAUGCGACUAGGCCUAUACUUAUAUUUGAUGUUUUUGUUUUUUUUAUUGUAUACUGUAACCAAAGAUAUUUUUUAUAAAAAGUGAAUUUUAUUAGGCGUUGCCUGGAGCAAAUUUAUUAGAUGCUACGUCCUGUUUGUGACAGUGGAGUAUAGUUGUAGUAUUUUUAUUUAAAGGGGUUUUUAACCCAAAUUCGAACUUAAAAUGUAAUCUUUUCUAAACACUGGGUAAUAGAAUUUAUGACGUUUGAAAUGGAUCUCUUUGUGGGGAAUAUUAUAAGGACCUUUUAAAGCCAUGUCUGUUGUUAGCCUGUAUGUUCAACAAGGCUUCUCUGAUCACAGGUGGACUCAAGGCCCUGGCUUACACACACACACACACACACACACACACACACACACACACACACACACACACACACACACACACACACACACACACACACACACACACACACACACACACACACACACACACACACACGGACCUUGUCUUAGACCAGUCCUAGUAUAGACCUAAAGUAUCUCUUGGGCACUUUAAUCUUUAUAAUUCAGGGAAUAUGGAUCUUAGAUUUUUCUGUCUACUCUUUUUCUUUUCUAUUUUUUAUCCGAUGGCUUCCCAGCGUUAUAUCGCGCUACAGCCCGGACGUCUGCAAUCGUCUUUUGAUGGAUGCUAUACCCGGUUGUAUCUAGUUGGUGGUGUAAUCAAGUUAAUUUCAGCAUGUCAGCUAUACUCAUACCACGUCAAGUGUAAACUUUGUGUGGAUUUUCAUUUUCUCAUUAUUUUUCCAUUUUGUUCUUCCAUUACUUCUAGUGUGAGUAGUUUUAUUUUGUUUUUUAAAUGUCACUAGAUAAGCUUCGUCACAUACUAGUGGUCGUUUUCCGUAGACUGUGAAACCGUCGCUCCUUUACUCUUCACUCGACGCCCGCAGGUGUUGCGAUGGGGGAUGACGUCACGGCCUCCGGCUCCUCCCCCUUGUAUGCACAAGAGUAGACGCUAAUUGCCUGCUCGUAAAUUGGUAACCGUGGCAGCGCACGCGCUCAAAGUAUACAUGGGUGUAUUUCCUUCUUCAGCGACAACGGGGGAACAAGAAAAUGUACAUACGUUCUUAAUCAACAUUUCUUAACUAAACUACAUGAGACUUGAAUUUGUUGUAGCACACCAACACUUGGAUCGAUGCAGUCCUGAUUCUGCCUCCACUUGGAACCUUUGGCUUGCCUGUGCGUUGACACAAUUAAAACAUAUUGGGCCAGUAGGGUUUGAGAAAUAGUUGGUUUAAGCUUUGUUUUUCAGAGCAUUCUUGUUAAAAUGUUUUAAAACAUGAAUUUAUGUUUUCCAUAUUUUAGAUAUAAAAAGGGACCGCUAACGUGUUUUGGUCCUGAGCCUGGUUUGCCUUAGAUAUGUACAAUCUUAUGUCUCUACUUUGCAUGCAGUUAUGUCAAAUGCCAAAGAUCUUGUACUUCUUUUGAUAGUAUUUUUAAAAUGUUAACAAUUGGAUAUAUUCGGCCAUAAAAAGUGUCUGAGGUGUUGUAACACCUGCAUCACUCUAGCGAAGGAUUCACAAUCAUAACAGUUGGAAAUGCAUUAUAUUCGAUAUAUCAGGAGUUGAGACGCCACCAUUGUAAUGCGUGCGGAUGGAUAUACUACGUUUUUGAGUGAAAUGGCUCGGGUGUGCUAAAGCCCUCCUGCGUCGCUUAAAAGUCCUUGUCCGCUCACCACCCUAGUGCCUUUCUGUCAAUCUACCCAAGUGGACCGAUUAGCGACCGAAUCUCGGAAGCUGAAGGGGGGUAACACCCACAUACAAAUGAGACUCGAUGCUUUGACUUUCCUCCAUUGGAAUUCUCUUGAUAGGAAUAUGGUAACUGAUUUACUUUAUUUUUUAUGGUAAUUAUCUUUCUGUUUGAGUCAUUACCAAAUGUGACUUUUAUUUUAAAAGGUCGUCUCCAUCAAAUAAAGUUGAAAUUUAAAUAAACCAAAGUCUGUCUAGUUUAUUUUCUCGUUUUUUGUUAUCAACACAUUGCCAAUGAGUGACAUGACAUCGUUAUUGGUUAAUGAUACGUUUGACAGGAAAAUAAAAUCCUAUUCUUGAAAGCAUCAAAUAAAGUUUAACUUAUUUACAUGAUUGUCCCAUUUAAUCAUUCCUCCUUUUUAAUAAAAUGCUAAUCCACAGCUUUGAAAUAAUUUGCCUCAAUAGCAACCCAUUUUAAAACAUGGCUGUAUACCAUGUUUGUAUAGAUUUAAACCUACACAAUUACCCUUUACCUUACACUGACUCAUAGAGGGGUUAAGCAGGGAAAAUAAUAAUAAAUAAACGCGAAAUAACCGCUAGGGGGUGCUGCAGCCCCGUCGUCCCCGCGGCAAUGCUUGGAUGAGUUUAACUUUUAUAUUAUUUCUGAUGGGAUAUUGCUGUAGUUACUUAGGCUACAGUUGUAUUCAUUCCUGGAUCCCUGUUCCUACCAACUGAGGUUCCCCUCUUUAAGUGCCACUCAACCGUAACGCCCCCUUCUCCCCCCUCCGCCUCCCCCUCUCGUCCUCAUUUUGACCCCCAUUACAUAUCAACAAACCGUGAUCACAGCCGCUACAAGCCGCGCACACCUUCUGGAGACCCCGAUCUGUGCAGACUGCAGACAACUCACAGACAUACCCACACACCAAAAUCACGCCUGACUUGCAGGACACUCUUGCUCACUUCAUGCACGUCGAGACGCGUCCAACGAAGACAAAAAAGACAACAGAGGACUCGGAGUAUCGGCCGAACCGCUCUUUCAUAACUUCCUCUGUUGGGGCUUUCAUCAAGAGAGCCAUUCCGUGAUGUUGGGCAAGGCUGCGUGCCUGGUGGCUCUCUGCGCCUUGGGGGUAGCGGUCUAUCUCCUGCCGUCCCCGAUCGACCCCAAACCCCACGUAUUGAAGGGCCCCCCUCCGGCCCUUGAGGGGCCCCUGGCUGUUAACACCCGCCUUCAGAAGGGCCGCAGAGUUUUUACCGGGAAACUACAUGGACCAGAAUCCUUCACUGCCGAUCAGGAUGGUAACGUGUACACUGGUACAGUCGAUGGGAAGCUGUGGAGGAUCGGGCCAGACGACACACUGACCCUGAUCACCCAGAUGGGCCGGGACAUCCCAGAAUGUGGCAGUAGUCCAGACUAUGAGCCGGUGUGCGGUCGUCCCCACGGCGUCCGACUGGACCGGCGCGGUCAGCUGAUCGUGGCGGACUCGUACCUGGGACUGCACAGCGUGGACCCCCAGACCGGACAGAAGACCCUCCUCCUGGCCAACUCUGAAGGAGCUGACGGCCGGCCCUUCGCCUUCCUCAACGGUCUGGAGAUCUCACCCCAGACCGGCCUCGUCUACUUCACCGACUCCUCCAGUCGCUGGGGGCGUCGCCACGUCAAACUUGAGGUGAUCGAGUUGAACGCCCUGGGUCGCCUGCUGACCUACGACCCUGAGAGUGGGCGGGUGGCGGUGCUGCUGGACUCUCUGUACAUGCCCAACGGGCUGGCCCUGUCCCCGGACGAGGACUUCCUGCUGCUGGCCGAGACCAGCAUCGGACGCAUACUCAGGUUCUGGCUGAAGGGGCCCAAGGCAGGUACCAAGGAGGUGGUCCUCGACAACAUGAUCGGUUACCCCGACAACAUACGUCUCAGUGCGAGCGGCGACGCCUUCCUGGUCGGCAUCACCACGCCCCGCUUCCGGAAGCUCCUCCCCCCGUUCCUGGACGUGAUCGCGCCGUACCCGGCGUUGAAGCGCUUCCUCGCUAAGAUGGUGCCUCUGGGCUGGUACAACGUCCUGCUGCCCCGCCACGCCAUGGUCCUGGAGCUGGCCCUGGACGGCCGUCUGCAGGGCUCGCACCACGACCCCGACGGCACGGUGACGCGGGCCGUCAGCGACGUCUUCCAGAACCCCCGCGGAGGACGGACCUACCUGGGCAGCACCGACCAGCCCUACCUGGUGGUGUUGGACGGCUGGCAGAGCUGAGAGAGAGAGAGACCCCCACCGCGGAGGACGGGGAGGGAGGACCUACCAACGUAAAGGAACCAUAUCCUGGGAUGAGUUAGAGCGGGCGUAGGACGAUUGGGCUGGGAUGGACCCAUCCGGUUAUUAAUGGUGACUUGUGUUUAAACAGUCUUUUGUUGAGAAAAGUUUCACGUUAUCCUGAGACAUUUGAGCCUCAAAUUGCAUGGUACCUCAGCAGCAGUGAAUAUACAAUAGAAGGAUUGUGUUUUAAAAAGGAAUUAUCUAUUUUGAACUGUCCAUUCACUUGAACAAAGAGACCUGUGAAGAAUGACAUUAGUAAGAGAGCAAUGUACUAUAUAAUAUAGUAUAAUACAAUAUACUAUGUAACACAGGUCUGAAUUACAUUUGUUUUUUUAAUCGUUGACACUGGACUGCUUUCUCCAAGCUCAUAACGCAGAAGCUUUGUAAAUAUCAUUUGAAUGUUUACCACUAACAAGUCAGUUUAAAACCUGCAUGGUGUGCCGGAAUUGUAAUCCAGUUUUGUUUUUUUUGCAACAUCAGAAACCUUUAAACCCUCCAUUCUGAUUAACAGCAAAAUUAUUUCUAAUUUACAUUUGACCCCUUUUCAUGUAAACUAUUUAUUAACAGGAAAUAGAUAUUUUCUACUAAAGUAUUUGCUGGUUUGUUCAGGCAUGAUUUACUACAAUAGAAUGACAUCAUGUAUGUGCCUAUGGCUGUAUUUCACAAAACGUCAUGCUACUAAAAAUAUAUUUAAUAUGUGCUUGUGGCAUCACAAUUUGGCAUCUUUGUAACGGAAAUAAUGUUAAUUUGAAUAAACAAAGUUAUGACCAAGGAAUGAUUUCAGCCGGCACCAGAAUCACAAUAAAAAAGUUUAAUCAUCACCAAUAUACAAAGUAUUUUAAGAUCUGUACACAGAUCUUGAAAAUAAUUCCCCACAAUACUCCUGAAACCCAACCACCAUGUUUGUUUUUGACGGUAAAAUAGGCCUUCCCUGGUCGUAAAAGAAUAGCGCUGUGUAGCUGUUAUACAAAAAGUUGACGUAAAAAAAUUUCCACACGUUUUAAAAACCAUUGAUAAAGUGUGAUGGAUAUGACAAAUAAAAUCUCUUAUCACGCAUCAACA
Molecule: messenger RNA, 5980 nt
Organism: Gadus chalcogrammus (walleye pollock)
Lineage: Eukaryota; Metazoa; Chordata; Actinopteri; Gadiformes; Gadidae
Exons: 9
Coding region: 3698-4858 (386 amino acids)
Biological process (GO): biosynthetic process
Molecular function (GO): strictosidine synthase activity
Source: RefSeq, a predicted model, not a curated record